This is a messenger RNA of Strongylocentrotus purpuratus (purple sea urchin), 8342 nucleotides long. RefSeq names its product protein HID1. Bases 175 to 2709 code for a protein of 844 amino acids. Lineage: Eukaryota; Metazoa; Echinodermata; Echinoidea; Camarodonta; Strongylocentrotidae. Gene Ontology annotation, cellular component: Golgi trans cisterna; membrane; Golgi medial cisterna. The record is from RefSeq and is a predicted model, not a curated record. The transcript has 21 exons.
CAUUUACUACUUCCUGACGUCAUCGUGUAUGUUUUCGUGCUACGUUGAUUUCUGCUACGAUCCAAAUCCACGUAAAUUAAUGUUCAAGCUAACAUAAUUUUCAUAUCUAACGUUUAAAGAAGGAAUUGAUGAAAUUGUGACGAGCAGGACGGUCAUCAGCAUUCUACAUUCGAGAUGGGAAGUUCAGACUCGAAGCUGAAUUUUAGGAAAGCAGUUGUACAGCUGACGACGAAAACACAGCCUGUAGAAGCAGGUGAUGAUGCAUUCUGGGACCAGUUUUGGGCUGACAGCGUUACCAGUGUGACCGAUGUCUUUGCACUCAUCCCAGCCGCUGAGAUCAGAGCGCUCAGAGAAGAAUCACCAUCCAAUCUAGCAACUCUCUGCUACAAGGCUGUAGAGAAGCUGGUUUCUGCUGCUGAGUCUGGAUGCUCCGCCCCUAGAGACCAACAGGUGGUGCUCAAUGCGGCCCGCCUCCUCACCCGUAUACUCCCUUACAUCUUUGAGGAUCCUGAUUGGAGAGGAUUCUUCUGGUCUACGUUACCCGGCCAAUCGGCAAACAUGGAAGGGUUGGAUGAUUUUAGCGAUGAGGAAUCUCUACCGCUGGCUCAGUCUCUCCUGGCUGCUCUGUCAGACCUUCUCUUCUGCCCUGAUUUCACCGUGGUAGCUGCCAAGAAAGCUGGACCUGAGAAGCCUGAGGACCCUCAAUCCAUAGACAGCUGUGAGUACAUCUGGGAUGCCGGGGUGGGGUGCGCUACCGCCCCGCCCCACUUUGCCCACCUGGAUCAGAAUCGGACUGAGAUCCUUAAGCUUCUCCUUACCUGCUUCUCAGAAACCAUGUACCUUGCUCCAGCUAAAACAGCUCACACUCCAGCUAGUGAUGCACACAGCCUGCCCAAUCAGUGGAUCAGCUUCUUCUGCUCAUCAGACAACAGACACGCCCUUCCCCUGUUCACCUCUAUGAUAAACAUAGCCUGUGCCUACGACCCUGUGGGCUAUGGAAUGCCAUACAAUCACCUACUCUUCUCGGACACCAGAGAACCGCUGGUUGAGAUCGCUUCACAGAUCCUGGUCGUUACCCUCGAUCACGCAAACCCUCACAAUGUUGCAUCAUCCGUAGACGGUGCAGAAGAAGUUCACGAGGGAGUGUUACCAGAGAAUUUGUUUGUGAACUACCUGUCCCGCAUCCAUCGAGAGGAAGACUUCCAUUUUAUCCUAAAAGGCAUCACAAGACUCCUGAACAACCCCCUCAUACAGACCUAUCUCCCUGGUUCCACCAAGAAGAUAGCCUUCCACCAGGAGUUACUGGUUCUCUUCUGGAAGAUGUGUGACCACAACAAGAAGUUCCUCUUCUAUGUUCUGAAGAGCAGUGAUGUCUUAGAAGUUCUUGUUCCAAUCCUCUACCAUCUCAAUGAUGCAAGGGCUGAUCAGUCUCGCGUUGGUCUGAUGCACAUUGGUGUUUUCAUCCUCCUGCUCCUGAGCGGAGAGAGGAACUUUGGUGUUCGUCUCAACAAGCCGUACAGUGUACGCGUACCCAUGGACAUUCCAGUCUUCACAGGCACCCAUGCUGAUUUCCUUAUCAUUGUAUUCCAUAAGAUCAUCACAUCAGGGCACCAGCGAUUACAACCCCUCUAUGACUGUCUCCUGACUAUCAUUGUUAACGUGUCACCCUAUCUGAAGAGUUUAUCGAUGGUAUCAGCAAACAAGAUGCUCCAUCUCCUGGAAGCAUUCUCAACCCCUUGGUUCCUCUUCUCAAGCCCAUCAAAUCAUCAUCUUGUUUUCUUCCUCCUUGAAAUCUUUAACAACAUCAUCCAGUAUCAGUUUGAUGGCAACUCCAACUUGGUGUACACCAUCAUCCGCAAGCGUACAGUGUUCCAUCAAUUGGCCAACCUCCCUUCGGAUCAGGCUUCUAUCUCCAAGGCUCUGGCUAAGAGGAGUAAGAAGGUAGGCCCUAGUCCGGCCGCCGACUACACCGACCCUGCCUCCAUGGAGGGGUCUAUGCAGGCUGCAGACGCAGAGCCAGGAACCCUCAAAGCUACUCUCCUUGCUACACCAGGUGUGUCCAUGAUGACAGAGACGUCUAAGGUGAUGCCUGGUGAAGCAGCAGCGGCCGCAGCAGCUAGCAUGGAGAACAGCAAUGCAGAAGAACUCUCAGGGGGUGGUGGGGACAACAUGGCACAGAGCAUCCAGACAGCUCAAGCCGUGUCCCCUCAGAGCGAUACUGAGAGUCACACCUCGGAAUCCAGCAGGGUACCGCCACAGGAUGGCCAAGCGAGGGCGGGCUUCAGCGGCGAUGAUUUCCGUCCAGCUGCCCUGCAGAGGACAGGCUCAACCUCAUCCAGUGCUGCAGCCAGCGUGGCCGGAGAAUGGAGACCAACUCCAGAAUGGGUCCAGUCUUGGAAACAGAAGUUACCCCUUCAGACCAUCAUGCGUCUUCUUCAGGUCUUGGUCCCACAGGUAGAGAAGAUCUGCAUCGACAAGGGACUAACAGAUGAGAGUGAGAUCUUGAAGUUCUUGCAGCACGGUACGCUGGUCGGUCUUCUUCCUGUCCCCCACCCGAUCCUUAUCAGGAAGUAUCAGGCUAACAGUGGGACUACACUCUGGUUCAGAACAUACAUGUGGGGCGUCAUUUACCUCAGGAACCUGGAGCCGCCCAUCUGGUACGACACGGCAGUUCGACUGUUUGAAGUCCAGAGAAUCAACGAGACGUAAUCACAAGAUGCUGCAGUCGUCUUCCAUCAUAUUUAAACACACUGGAACUUGGACCCACCGAUUUGGUAUGAUACGGACGUGAAACUCUUUGAGAUUCAGCGAGUGUGAAGUAACACAGGCAUGUACCGCUACUACCAAGUAUACAAAGCCUCGCUCUCUCCCUCUCUCUUUCUCUCUCUCUGUCGCUCUUUCUUCUCCAUUCUCUCUUUUUUUUCUUUUUUUUCUUUAAAAAAAUAAUACUUAUUCCUAUGUAUCUCAUUUAUUUAAUAGCUUAAAGUUGAUCUUGUAAAUGUACAUCCUCAUCCAUGGUUGUCAUUGAUCGCCAUAUAAAUCACACAUAGAUGAAAACACUUCUCAGCAUAAAUAAAUAUAUAUAUGAUGUAUAUAUUGUAUCAGAUUACAUUUUACAAAGAAGAGAAAAACCAAGCUGUUAAAUAUUUCAAUUUUUGCUUCCUGUUAGGAGUGUCCUUAAAGCCUUGUUAAAAAGGGAAAGUUAUAUUUUGAUUUAUUGAAUAUCUGUUCAUUUGCUAGUCCACUGUUUGCCUGAUUUUUGUCAUAAUGGAAAGGAACGUGGUCCAAUGCGCCAAUGGCAGACGAGGUCAACAGGUUUUGUUCCAAAGCCUAAGCUUUCAAUGUACAAUAUACACCCAUACCAUGGAAAAUACAGAGAAUUUUGAAUGUUUUUGUGAACUGUAGACUUUGGUUUUCUCCUGAACCCCUCAAAAAGUUACACCCCGUUUGCAAUGCAAUGAUUUGUGUUGCAAGUUAAAUUAAUCAAAAUAAAUUAAAGCAUAUCAUUUCUUUAAAGUCAAUUUUACCAAAUCAAUAUCGUUGUGAGCAAGUGUUCUGGUAUAUGUAUGACGCUAUUAAAUACAAAAAACAUUAUUUUCUUAGUGGAAUAUGAUUGAGGGAUCAGGAAACAGUAAAAGUGGCCAGCCAUUGUAAACAAGUGGCCUUUCUGGAGAAAGCCAAAAUGCAUGGCCACUGUAGACAGGUGGCCUUUAUAAAGAGGUGGCUACUAACACAGGGUUGAUUGUAGUGUGUACAAAUCAUAUUUUACUGACACUAAUGACACUAAACGCAAACAUUAUUCUCUUAGGAGAAUAUGUGUGCAUGAUCCAUUACAUGUAACUUGAGAAAAGGAAGGAAGUAUAAUACCUUCCAGCAACCAGUGAUAUGUAACUACAUGUAUUGAUAACACAUUCAAGUACCUUUCGAUUAAUCAUAAUGUGCAUUCAGCAAUCAGUAUAAGUGCACUUGUUCACAUAGUAGGAUAGGAUGGCACCGUAUGUUGACUCUGUAUGUAUUUCAAAGCACUCAAUCGGCUUAAAGUGUACCAACCAGCAACAAAUAUUGUAAUCAGCACGUUAAGGGCUUCAUGAGUUUCCAAUGUUACCUCUGUAAAGAGAUGAAUUGCAAGUUUAAAUACACUCGCAAUUAACAUAGAAGCAACUUGUGAGUAGACCAGUCGAUAUACUCAGACACGCUCUCAUAAAAAAUAAAGUUAUCCCUAAAAUCUGUUUUCAGCAAACCAUGCAUUCAGAUUUAAAAUUCUUGAAAGAUUUUGAUUUAUGAAACAUGAUUCUCAACUUUUUGGCACCUUAAUGGGUUAAAGAGCUUGUAGAUUUCCUUAAGUAGUUCCUUGAAUUAUAUUAUUCAUUGAGAAAGGUCUGUAUAUGUUUUUCUCUUCUUGAAUAUUAAACGCUGAAUAUAGAUGCAUUAAAUAUGACCUAUAACACCAUAUGCAUGUGUGAGAUGCGUUACUGUAUAUCUGCAUCUAUUUGACCAAACGAAGAAAGAGGAAGUUGACACAAUAUGCAAGUCAACCACGACCUUCAACAACAUUCUUUAUUCUUCACUGUACAUGUAUAUAAUGUUGUAUAUACCAUAUGCAUUGUGGUCGAUACUGAAUGUCACCGUAUAGUUCAAAUCUGAUCAUGUGACCACGUGUCUAUAGUUUUAUAGCUUUAUUGAUAUCUAGUCCAAACUGUUGGUUCAGAUUUUAUUUCUUGUGAGAUUAGAGGUGUCGCAGUACAGUGGUUGAGCCACUUAACUCUCGAUCGAAAGGUUGAAGGUUCGAUUCCCAGCCUGGCACUGAUGUUCUUUGUGAAGACAUUUGCUACUCUCUACCCAGGUGUAAAUGGGUACCUGGUAAUUGUUGGGGUGAUGAUUUUCCAGGGCUCUUAAGAAGAACAGCAUUGGUGCUGAUGAGGCUUCCCAGGGUUUUCGUUUUUCAAAUGAUAUUUUAUUUGAUACUCAAAACAAUAUGAUAUGAUAUAAUACAGAGUUGUGAGAUGAUUAAUACAGAAAACAUUAUAACAGCUUCUAUGGGAUAAAAUAUUGCAAAGGAAAUCAAUAUGUUCAGGGCUCAAUUAAUUAGAUAAGCCUACUCCGGUAGACACAAGGAUCCACCGCACCGUGCCCCAAACACUGAAAAGGGAAAGAAAACACAAGAGACCAAAACCGCUGAGGCAGCGCUUCCCAGGGUCAACAUAAUUAGUAUAACACCUUUUGUUAAGGGUAGUGUAGUGUGUAGCAUAAUAUUCAGGCGUUUUUGUCACAACAUGUUGGUUGUUUUUGGUACUCCUUAUAUUUUACAUUUAGUUUUUUCAUAAAGGAGGGCAAGGAUUUACAGGUACGAGAAGGGUUGCAGGUUGAUUAAGAGGAGUAUAUCGGGGGAAAUUAUGAGAGGAUCGGCGCCAGGAUUGGAAAAUCUAACCGCUCUUUGAAGCAAAACAUUUAUGUAGUCUAUGGUAUGUGUGACUCUUUUGUCAAUGAGGUGGCUUUUGAAAUGUAUUGAUGAAAAGCCUUUUGAGACUUGCCAUUGUGAUUGCAAAUGAUUAAAACUAUUUGCAAGCUUGGCAAGGUUCCAACAAAAGAAACAGAAAUUGAAACCGAGAUUGAAUGCAUGCAAUGAUUCAUCAGGAGUGUAUCAACACUGUACAUAUAUCAGUAUUUUGUAAAUUUGAUUAUGAUGAAGAUUGAUACAACCGUAUCAUGGUGCUGUUAUCUGUCUAGUUAUAAUUUGCUUUACGUAACAUCCCCCCCUCCCCCCCCCCCCCCCCCUAUUAAAAAAAAAAAAAAUCUCAACAUUUGUUGUGUUCAUGAAUGAAUGCACACUCUAAUAAAUCGUAUUUGCAGAUCUUUUUAUGCAUCCACCACCAAAGGUUGAGCCUGAGGCAUUAUUCUUAGCUGUACUGUUUAGCAGCAUGUAUGCAUAACAUACAUGCUCCAAACAGUGUUGUCAUAACAAGUGGUUUGAAUUUUGUUUCGACAAAGGGACGUAUAUAUUACAAUGAUCAUUUUGAGGUAUGUUAAUGGAGGUCUUCUUGAGUUGAGAUAAUAUGGAAAAAGUAUUUUUUUAAAGAAUCGAAUAAAAAUUGUAUGUCCAGCUGUAAUACCUCUUUGGUUUCAAUUACACAUGUUUUCAUGUGACAAUUCUUGUAAUUGGUUGUAAUGAAUUUAUGUGAUUUUAUCAAAUUUGCAAGUGAACAAGCAAGAUUGCUUGGAAAUAAUAUCAAAAUCAGUUUUCUUUUUUUAGAUCCAAUUUUAUCCUUUUACCCGAUGUUCAGAGAAGAUCUUUGUCUUUUUUUACAUAAUCGAUAGGGUCUAUACUUUAUCAAGGAUGAUAAAUGCCAAGAUAAUUAUUAUUUUUGUAAAUGACUUUUAAAAGCAUUAGUCUUUGUAUCAUUUACUAAAUAUAAUAUAUGAUAUUUGCACCUACACCCUCUCCCUCUGACCUUAGAAACAGAGAUAAUUGAAGAGCAGGGGCAAACAAUUUCUCGGGAAAAUUUUGAUUAUUUGGACGUGGUUUUACAUAGAGACUAGCUGAAUGAGGGCAGUAUUCAUGUUUCUUGCUUUUCUCACAAGAUUAAAGAAAGAAUGCAAAUUUGUAAGUUAACAACUUUGGAAUCACUGAUUAAUCCUUAUCACAAUUUAAUUAUAGAAUCUGGCAGCUGUGUUUUAUUUUUGAAGUGCCAUAUUGUGGUGUGACAACUACUAAAUCAUUUUAAAGAAGUCCCAAGUUUGUGUCAAAGACAUCAAUGAAAUGAGAUUGUAAAUUAGUGUAAUGAAUUAGAGGAGAAAUGGGACAAUUGGUACUUACAUACUCUUAAUAUUUCUAUCAAUCUCUCAGACUUUUUCCCACAAGAAAGUUAUGUAAUCAUCAUAUUAAGAGAAAUGCAUACCCAUCUACUGGAGAAGAAUUGUAGAGCGAUGAUCGCAAUAGUAAAGUUUCCUCAUGUUAACAACAUUCCACUAUCUGUAUAUUAGCUGAAAAUAUAUGUGUCAAAGAAUUUGUUUCUUCACUUAAUUUAAUUUUUUUUCCUCACAAUUACCAGAAAUGGGCUUGAUUGUAUAUGGUUAACUAAGUAUUAUUAUGAUAUUUCAAGUGUAAUUUAAAUUUGAAGUUUUGCUUAAAUUGUAGAGUUCCAUUUUUAAUAUUUACUUUUAUCCUGCAUUAGGCAUAUUUAUAUGUAAUUCUUUUAUUAGUGCUGUUAUUUAGUUUGUUGUGUUUUAUUCUGUGUACACUGUACAUACAUGUACAUGUAGUAUUUUGUAUGCUAGUUUCUAAUAAUAUAUUUAUUCUUAACACUGCCUUUUGGUUGUAAAGGUAUUGCUUUAUCUAUCUAAGUUUGAUUUAUUUACUAUUGAAAGACUUCUUUUUCUGUGUUUGGCGUCUAUUUGCAUAUGGCUACAACUAUCUGUACAAAAGUUAACCAGGUGCAAUACUUUUAUUUGAUAUUCAUCUAUUCUAUGUAUAACUGUUUUGCUGUUGAUUUGUAUAUGUUGUCAGUAGGGAUAAAUAUCAUGAUUAUCAAGCUCAAAUUCAGCCUGGUGGGGGCUGGAACUAUUUUCUGUUUAAAACAGGUUAGAGAGACUUAUUGUACCGGGAUAUAAGGCUUAUUUUCAUUGUUAUUUAAGCAUAAGGGGCUGUAAUGAUUGUGUUCAUUGGUUUGUUAGGAGGAUAUCUUAUACCUGGCGAAUAACAAAAACUUAACAAAGGAAAUGUCAUGUGAAAUUGAUAUAUUGUAGGCAUUAAAUAUGCAAUUAAUUUGUUCUAUAAGCCUUGCAGAGAUGCUCAGUUUUUGAUCUUAUGAUUGCUAGCAUGAGUUUUGUAUUAUAAUUGCCUAAUCUUUAAUUUUCAUCAUAACUGGUUUUGUUGACUUUUGAUGACAUUUUUCCAACCAACUGUAUGUUUCACUCGCCCUCUUGCAUAAGUGAUAAUCUCCCAAGGAUAUUCACAUUGAUGUGAAUGCAUAUCUUAACGCAUCCUCUUCCUUUUCAGGUCUUGGUUCUUUUUAUUUUCCGUUGCGUUUGAACUUUGACCUCUUUGAAAGGGAAUGAUAGGUCAUGUCAGAUAUCAGGGUGAAUUUAUUUAUUUGUGGAAUGCUAUGGUUCUCCCAUUUCACAAAACGGUUUGUCUACAGUAUUACUACAUACCCCCAUUUAUUUGAUGAUGUAAAUCAAACCGAUAUUGUAUAAAACAGCAUUCAUGUAUUUAAAAAAAAUGUAUUGUAAUUGUUUUAAGUUGAUGUCCUAAUAUUGCAGUGUUAAUACAUGUAGACACAUAAAUAUACAAAGAUAAAGGUUAUUAGAAUUAACUUGACUAAUAAAAAAAAAUAUUGCAACUA